Canariomyces notabilis is the source of this 2121-nucleotide messenger RNA. RefSeq names its product acetyl-CoA synthetase-like protein. Gene Ontology annotation, molecular function: long-chain fatty acid-CoA ligase activity. The record is from RefSeq and is a predicted model, not a curated record. The coding region runs from base 1 to 2121 and encodes 706 amino acids. The transcript is spliced from 2 exons. NCBI's taxonomy places the organism in Eukaryota, Fungi, Ascomycota, Sordariomycetes, Sordariales, Chaetomiaceae. Gene Ontology annotation, biological process: long-chain fatty acid metabolic process. Gene Ontology annotation, cellular component: membrane; endoplasmic reticulum.
AUGUCUCGCAGCAGGCAGGAAACCAAGGCGUAUAUCAGAUCGCUCGCGGAACCGCCGCCGCCGGGCGCUCCCUACGCUCUGCCCAUUCCUGGCACUGAGCGCCCGAACCGCACCGCAAUCUACCGCAACUGGCGGUUUCAGAACGGCCCCCUCCUGGAGACGUACGAUCCGGCCGAGAGAACCAUGCAUGACCUAUUCGAGUCUUCGGUGAAACAUUUUCCCAAGAACAAAUGCUUGGGUUGGAGGCCGUGGAACCCCGUCACAAAGACGUGGGAGCCCAAGUAUGUCUGGCUAACGUACGCUGAGGUUGCCGAGCGAAGGAAGAACUUUGGUGCCGGCAUUGUUGAGCUUCAUAAGCAGAUUGGCAUUACGGAGGACAAGUAUGGCGUCGGCCUUUGGGCGCAGAACCGGCCCGAGUGGCAGAUCACCGAGUUCGCUCUGCUUUCCCAGUCGCUCUGGCCCGUCUCACUCUACGAGACGCUGGGCCCGGAAGCGAGCGAGUACAUCAUCAACCACGGCUCGCUGGCUUGCGUCGUCGCAUCCCUUCCCCAUAUCCCAAAGCUGCUGAAGAUGGCGCCCCGCGUUCCCUCUUUGAAGCUUAUUAUUUCACUCGAUCCUCUCGAGGCGGGCGAGAUGGCGGGCCACUCCAAGCUCUCGCUGCUGAACGCUACGGCCGCAGACCUCGGCAUCCAGAUCUUCUCGAUGGACCAGGUCGAGGCUCUGGGGGCGCGUUCUGGCCGCGCCAUGCGACCUCCCAAGGCUGACGACAUCCUGACCAUCAACUACACCUCGGGCACCACUGGGGACCCGAAGGGCGUUGUCCUCACCCACGCAAACGGUGUCGCCGGUAUCACAGCCGCGCGCGCAAAUAACAGCUGCCAGCCCGGCGACUUCCAUAUUUCCUAUCUACCUCUAGCGCACAUCUAUGGCCGCAUGGCGGACCAAAUGGCGCUGGCUGAGGGCGCGAGCGUUGGCUAUUUCCAUGGCGACAUCGCGGCUCUGGUGGAAGACAUGAAGCUCCUCCGGCCGUCGGGGCUGAUGUCUGUGCCUCGCCUGUACAACCGCAUCAGCUCGGGCAUCCAAGCGGCGACAAUCGAGGCGGACGGUUUCAAGGGCGCCUUAUCGCGCCGCGUCAUCGAGACAAAGAAGGCCAGCAUGGCGCUGCCGCCUGGUCAGGCGACCAACAGGCACUUCUUAUACGACCGCAUCUGGACGCCCAAGGUGUUGAAGGGUGUGGGCUUACAGCGAGCUCGCACCAUGGUCAGCGGCAGCGCGCAGUUGGAUCCCGACGUGCACCAGUUUCUGCGCGCCGCAUUCGGCAACAGGUUUAUUCAGGGCUUCGGCAUGACCGAAACAUACGCCGUGGGCACCGUCCAGGCGCUCAACGACUUCACCACGGGCAACAUCGGGCCCCCGUGCCCCUCGGUCGAACUCUGCAUUGAGUCGGUACCCGACUACGAUUACACGGUGCGCGAUAAGCCCAACCCGCGUGGCGAGCUGCUGAUGCGUGGACCCAUCAUUUUCAGGGAAUAUUACCGCAAUCCCGAGGAGACUGCCAAGACAAUCGAGCCUGAUGGCUGGUUCCACACGGGCGAUAUCGUGGAAGUAGACAGCAUGGGCCGCUUCAAGAUCAUCGACCGCAAGAAGAAUGUGCUGAAGCUGGCCCAGGGCGAGUACAUCUCGCCAGAGCGCAUCGAGAACGUCUACAUGGGCAGCACCAACCUGAUCACCAUGGCGUUUGUGCACGGCGAUCCCAAGGAGGCAUGCCUGGUGGCUGUGUUUGGCAUCGACCCGUUGCACUUUGCGCCGUUUGCGAGCAAGAUAUUGAAGCGGACCGUGUCAGCUGAGGACAAGGAGGAGCUCAAGAGGGCGGCGAACGACCCGCGCGUCAAGGGCGCAUUCCUCAAGUUGCUGGACCAGAUUGGCAAGAAACACAAGUUUCACAGCUUCGAAAAGGUCAAGAACUGCUACCUCGACAUCGAACCGUUUUCGAUCGAGAACGAGCUGUUGACCCCGACGCUAAAGCUCAAGCGUCCUCAAGCCGUGAGGGCGUUCCGCAAAGAGAUUGACCGCAUGUACGAGGAGAUUGCAGCUCAAGUGACCGAGAAGCCGAAGCUGUAG